Dalotia coriaria is the source of this 2985-nucleotide messenger RNA. RefSeq names its product exocyst complex component Sec3 (gene Sec3). The transcript has 7 exons. Gene Ontology annotation, cellular component: plasma membrane; exocyst. Lineage: Eukaryota; Metazoa; Arthropoda; Insecta; Coleoptera; Staphylinidae. The coding region runs from base 307 to 2841 and encodes 844 amino acids. Gene Ontology annotation, biological process: exocytosis; Golgi to plasma membrane transport. Gene Ontology annotation, molecular function: phosphatidylinositol-4,5-bisphosphate binding. The record is from RefSeq and is a predicted model, not a curated record.
CGUUGUUCCAAAAUCAUACAACAGCGAAAAUGUAUCAGCCUUUUGUUGUUGGACUUUCCAACUCGAUAUUAUAAAACAAAAUCAAAAUCAGAAUAUAUUUGCUCUAUAAUAUUUGAACGAUUUGAACUACUAAUUUGAAACAUCAGCUUCAUUGUUACUUGCCAACUGUCGUCUACAGUCAAUGUUGGGGAGAGUUGUCAUACACUUCAAAGUUUACUAACACUGUUUAGUACUGUUCAUAACAAUUGUUUCUACUGUUAGUACUGAAAUGCAUCAACCAUUGUAACUAACUUAGAAGUAGUAAACAUGACAACAAUAAGACAUAAAAUUCAAGAGGAAAUCUUCCAGCCAAGUGAGGAAAAAAUUAUAUCUAUGUGCCAUGUGGGCAAAUACUUAAAGAAAAAGAAGACAUCAUUCCUCUGUGUGGUGAGCACUAUCAGCAAACCAAUUAAUAUUACUAUAGUUCAGGUAAAACAGUCUGACAAGUACUUUAAACGAAAGCGAACAUGGGCAUUAGAAGAGUUAAAAACAGUUGAUGGAAAAAGUGAAGCAGCAGACGUAGCUGAUUUUGACUUGUACAUGGAUAAAGUUUAUCACUGGGUGGCUUCCACUUUACAGGAGAGACAGAAUUUUAUCAUUACAUUGUACAGGCAAUCAAAUAAAUACCUACUGCAGGAGAAGCCAAUGUUUCGAAAUGUACCAAAAUCAUGGACUGUAGAAGAGGAUUUAACACCUGAAAGUAUUAAAUUUGCAACAUCUCCUCUAAUGGGUUUAGAUAAUGAUUUAUCCGAGGAUUUUCAAGCAAUUACUGAUAAAGAACAGGAAGAUUUAUCUAAAUUAAUGACAGAUUGUGAGUUUGCAAUAAGUAAUGCAGAAGGUUUCAUGGAAGUUUUAGCCAGAGAUCUGUCAUUACUGGAUGGGGAAAAUGUGCAAUGUGUAUUGGCAUCUGAGGCUCAAGUAGAGUCACUAAUGCAGCAACUGGAGCUUGCAAUAAGUGAGGCUGAAAAGAUAGAGAACCGCUUGGAUAGUUAUGAUGAGAUUCUUAGGCACAUCAGAGAUACUAUGAAAAACAUGGAGAAAAAAAACAUGAUGAUAGAGGUAGCUGAUAGGAAUAAUUCAAGAUUAUUGCAGGAACUUGAAAAAAUAGUGACUCAACUAAAUUUGCCUCAGAAAUAUGAAGAUGCUAUUGAUGAUGCCGAUUUGACAUCUUCACAGGGUUUACGAAUUGCAGUUGAAGCAGGAAAUGCACUGCGAAAAGCAAUGAAUUCGCAGCUUGAUCCAGCAUUGGAUCGUCUUGCAGCAGUCCAGGAACAACACAAAAAGUUUGACAAACUUAAAGAAAAAUUUUCGCGCACAAUUAAUCGCCAAUUAAAUAACUUGUUUAUACAUUAUGGCAACCACAAGGGUGAGGGUGAACGCACCACUGAUGGGCUUAUUCUUCCGCAACAUAGCGCUGUUCACAAAGAGUUGAACAUGUACACGGAACUAAUGCAUUGGACCAAGGUGAUGGAUAAUUCAGCUUAUCAACAACUGCGCAAAGUUUACACGGAUUCACUGGGAAAAUUGUACGAGCGCGAUUUGAAGCUUCUAUUUGAAGUUGCAAAGGAAAAAAUUGCUGUUUCCGGACCAGUUACUACCCCCACGAGGAACACAACACUCUUGGGUUUAGACCGUGAACAAUGGUCAUCCGAAAUUGAACCCAAAGAUCGCCAUCGAUAUGAUUCCACUUUGGAACAAGUUUUAUCUUUGUUGGAACCUGUUUGUUUGCAGGAGCAACAGUUUUGUGUCAGUUUCUUCCAAUUGGAUGUUCUUAACAAUAGUUACAAGAACCCACUCACUGCACCGUAUGGUACCGAUGAACAACAGCUUGUUGUAGAUAAGAAGGCCGAGAAACAAAUUAAUGAAGACGUUCGAAAUAUGAUGGGAUCUUUGUUCUCAUGUUUAGAGGAGGAACUUGUUAGUCUCAUUGGACAUAUUGAGAAACAAGAUGCUUUUUAUUGCAUGUAUGUCCUGGUAAGACUUAAUCAGCACGUCAUGUCAGCGCAAAGUUCGUUUUUAAGCAACACGUUUGCAUCAGUUCUGAUUCAAAUUAAACGAUCGUUGGAUAGGUUCAUGCAUACGCAAAUUCAGUCGAUACAGGAGUGUAAAAUGCGGAGCAAGUCUAAAGGAAUUCUGCCAUAUGUUGUCAAUUUGGAAGAAUUUGCUCGUAAUGCGGAUGUGUUGUUGAAAAGCGAACGGCGAGCUGAUCUGGAGAAGUGGUACACUCGUUUAGUGGAUCAAAUGAUUGAUUGCAUAGCGACUCAGGCAAAUGAGAGUUCUAAAGCUCCCUCACAAGUUAUUAAAAUGGAAAAUUAUCAUCAUUUGCAUUCGUUGCUCUCACAAUUGAAGAUUUCCGUAUUGGAUUCGCAACGAAAAGAUGCGAAACAACGCUACAAUGAUGCGCUCGCAGCAUAUGUCACGCAAUAUUUUGGGAGACCUUUAGAAAAAUUAAAUACAUUUUUUGAUGGUGUUCAAGCAAGAGUAGCAAGUGGUGUCAAAGCCUUUGAAGUCAGUUAUCAACUUGCUUUUAGCAAACAGGAACUCCGUAAAGUAAUCGCACAAUAUCCAGGAAGUACUGUAAAGAGAGGCCUGGAAUCAUUAUAUAAAAAGGUUGAAAAACAUCUCAGUGAUGAUAGCAACCUAUUGCAAGUUGUUUGGCGAGCAAUGCAGGAAGAAUUUAUUCAACAAUAUAAAACUCUCGAGGAUUUAAUACAGCAAUGUUAUCCAGGUUCAAUGAUAACUCUUGAGUUUACCAUCAAUGAUAUUUUGAAUUUUUUCUCUGACAUUGCAAGAUCACAUUAACUUAAUAGCCAGAAUCAAAAAUUAUUAAUAUAAAUAAGUACAUGAAGAUGAACCUCUUUGAGAUAAUGCCUUUAAUUUGUAAAAUUUGUAGCUUCUGUUGAAUAUGUACCUUAAGUUAUAUAUUAAAAAUAUAUACUUACACAA